CAAGGAAGCUGGCCGCUGUGCUGCUUGUGUGGAGCUGUUUUCGAUAGUUUUGUGAUUGUGUUACAUCUAAAAGUUAUAAAUUAAUAUCAUAAUUGUGUUUUAGUUACACAAUUUUUGUUUAAAAAUGGCAAUGCAACCACAUAGUAAGAAGAGAGUGUGCUAUUACUAUGAUAGCGAUAUUGGUAACUACUACUAUGGGCAAGGCCACCCCAUGAAACCGCACCGCAUACGUAUGACUCAUAAUUUAUUGUUGAAUUAUGGAUUGUAUAGGAAAAUGGAAAUCUAUAGGCCGCAUAAAGCAACUGCAGAUGAAAUGACCAAGUUCCACUCAGAUGAUUAUAUCAGAUUCCUUCGGUCAAUUCGGCCGGAUAAUAUGUCUGAAUACAACAAACAGAUGCAAAGAUUUAAUGUUGGAGAAGAUUGCCCAGUAUUUGAUGGACUAUAUGAAUUUUGCCAAUUAUCAGCGGGAGGUUCCGUAGCUGCUGCAGUCAAGUUAAAUAAACAGGCAUCAGAAAUCUGCAUCAACUGGGGCGGUGGUCUCCAUCAUGCCAAAAAAUCAGAAGCAUCCGGAUUCUGUUACGUGAAUGACAUAGUCCUGGGCAUCCUGGAGUUACUCAAGUACCACCAGAGGGUCCUGUACAUCGACAUUGAUGUACACCAUGGAGAUGGAGUGGAAGAGGCGUUUUACACCACGGACAGAGUUAUGACUGUGUCUUUCCAUAAGUAUGGAGAGUACUUCCCUGGCACAGGUGAUCUACGAGAUAUUGGAGCUGGCAAAGGAAAAUACUAUGCAGUGAACAUCCCACUCCGAGAUGGCAUGGAUGACGAGUCUUAUGAAUCGAUCUUUGUUCCAAUCAUAUCCAAAGUCAUGGAGACUUUCCAACCGAGCGCUGUAGUGCUGCAGUGUGGUGCUGACUCUCUAACAGGUGACCGAUUGGGGUGUUUCAACUUGACGGUGCGAGGGCACGGGCGGUGUGUGGAGUUAGUGAAGAGAUUCGGACUCCCAUUCCUUCUAGUUGGCGGCGGAGGUUACACUAUCCGUAACGUAUCCCGCUGCUGGACUUACGAGACGUCCGUCGCGCUCGGCGUGGAGAUCGCGAACGAGCUGCCCUACAACGACUACUUCGAGUACUUCGGGCCGGACUUCAAGCUUCACAUAUCACCGAGCAACAUGUCUAAUCAGAACACGCCAGAGUACCUGGAGAAGAUCAAGAAUAGGCUAUUUGAAAAUCUAAGGAUGUUACCACAUGCGCCUGGAGUCCAGGUUCAAGCAAUACCAGAAGACGCUGUAAAUGAUGAAUCAGAAGACGAGGACAAGGUUGACAAGGACGAAAGAUUGCCACAAAGUGAUAAGGACAAGCGUAUCACCGGGGACGGCGAGUUAUCGGACUCGGAGGACGAGGGCUCGGGCGGGCGGCGCGACAACCGCUCCUACCGCAGCGCGCAGCCGCGCAAGCGCCCGCGCCUCGACAAGGAGCCCGGCCCGCUCAAGGACGAACUCAAACCGGAAGAUUCAAAAGAUGACCUAAAGAAUUUAAGCACAGCGGAGGAACCAAAGAAAGAAGUCCCGCCCAACCCCUGAUGCGAGCGGUAGGGCCACCUCAAGUUUAGCCUUAGUUCGUAACGAUAUGAGACCGAUAUAUCGUUACAUUUUACUCACCCAGCAUAUCGACUGCCUUCAUUGUGUAAUGAUAUGCAAGUAAGGCUCUCAGAUAUUUUGGCAAGUAAUAAAAUAAGGAUUUUUUGUGAAAAGGGAAUUCAAUCAGACACAUCAAUCCGAGCUUUUUGGUGCACAAAACAAGUGCCUACGUUAAUUUAUAGACAAAAAUAGGUCGGUGAAACUUCAUAAUGAUGAACAACCGAAAUCUAGAUGCAGCCAACUUAGCAAUACAAGUUUGCUACCAAGUUCGUUAAACUCAACCAAGAAGUCGAAAAGACAAGAAGACAGACAAGAGAUCUCGAAUUAAAGUGUAAGAAUUCUCGGAAUCUUAAAGAGGAUUGUUUUCUGUAGAAUAGAUUUUGUAUUACAUAGUUAUGUAAUGUAUUUGUAUAUUUUACCAGAGUGAAUAGUUAUAAUAGGGAGCACUCAUAAAAGUUCUGCUAAAUUAGCAGUCUGGUCUGGUUACAUAAUAUUAGAGUGAUCCUUCUACCUAUAUUUUGUAUGGAUUGACUAGUAACUCAGAAAAUGCCAUUGGACACCAACAAUACUUUUAUUUGAUGUUAUCACUAUUAUAAUUUUCUACUCUAUAAUUUUACCAAACUGAUAAAGAAAGCAAUAAUUUAGAUAGCAACCAACAAACAUACACACUAAUUCAUCAUUUAAUUUAUAGAUAGGUAUUAUUUUUGGACCAAUAAUCAAUAAAUAAACCAAAAAAACAUUUUGUUCAGUAUUUAUAAGAAUUAAAGUUUGCAAAACUUACACAGGAAAAGAGAAUACAGCAAAUCUAAAAACUAUUCCUUACAAUUGUAGUAUUGGGGUGCGAAAUGAUUUUGAAGAAUUUGUUCUCCCCUCUAGUCCAAAUGUCGUCAAACAGAUUUUUUCAACAGGUUUUAUUAAAGUGAAAUAUAAUUAUACAUAUACCUUCAUUUUACUACUAUACUGAUAGUACCGAUUGUUACUCAAGAGCCGCCUUUGAAGGUAUAGCUGUAGAAAUGCAGAUUUCGGGAUCUAAAUUCUAUUAUUGUAUGGCUAAAUGAGCGUUACACGUCGAUCCUGUAAAUUUCAGAUGUCGGUCUCAGGAAAUAUGUCUGUCGUCGUCUCAAUAUCACCACGUUGUUCAUACAUUUUAUAUUAUAGCUGUGGCAGAGAGGCAGACAUAUUUUUUGAGAUAGGCCAUUUUAUAUUCCGUCUAUUUUUAGCGCCUGACAAUCGAAAGAGCAUUAGUUGAAUUUUUUAUACCUAAUAAAAUGUCUCUAACACUAAAUUAAGAAAGUGUUUGAAUUACUUCAUGAAUUUUCGCUAGUGGUAUCUUCGUAAGUAAUGUAAGUUCUAAUUUAAUUUAUAGUCGUUUUUAAAGAUGAAGCAUUUAGACUGAAAUCGCUUAUUUGUGUGCAUCUUAUAAAGAUAAAUAAGCUAUUAUUUUUCUACAAUAAACGAUUACCUACGUACUAGUGUCACAGUGAGUAGGUAGUUAACGAUAUCGAUUUUUAUCAAUUAGCGUAAAUUUGCUCUUCCGGCGUUCUUUAAUUGUUUACUUUAUCUAAAACAUUCUUACGACUAUUUACACAAAACAACCUGCAUUACAGACAUAACUAUAUGUAUUAAGAAGAAGUAAUGGCACAACGAAGACUUUGUGUAACUAGUUGCAAGUGCUGAUGCAUAUAAAUACUAUUGUUAGUGUAAAUUAAUGUAUUUGAACUGCUUGUAAAUCAGAUGCAAUGCAAUCACUUGCAGGUAGGGUAAAUUGUCCGUAUUUGGGGGUUGAUUUGUUGUAAUCUAAAAAUACACGACUACCCGUAGCCCUUUCAACGCCAUUUUUCAUACAAAAAUGUCUCCUGCGUUAGCAGGUUUCCUAAAAAUGCGAUAAUAUGAAUCUUAUUUCAAUGUAUGAAGGUCGUUCUUACAGCAUACGCCAUGACAAUUGUACUUCCAGUCUCUUAGCACUGUGGGCACAUUUUGUAACGUUUUGUUUUCUUGGCGUUGAAGGGGUUAAUCUAUUUUAAACGAUCUUAUCAAUAGACAGCUGCCUGUCAAAUGAGUCAUGUAGUCAACAGGUGUUAUGAAAUCAUUAGAAGUUUUUAUUAUUUGUAAAUUUCAAGUACCUAAUUGCAGUUCAACGUUAUUAUAUUUUCUAUUGUUAAAUAAAUUCCGUCAAAAUGUGUCAUC
This is a messenger RNA of Cydia fagiglandana, 3826 nucleotides long. It is a transcript of the gene HDAC1, whose product is annotated as histone deacetylase HDAC1. NCBI's taxonomy places the organism in Eukaryota, Metazoa, Arthropoda, Insecta, Lepidoptera, Tortricidae. Bases 125 to 1582 code for a protein of 485 amino acids. Gene Ontology annotation, biological process: negative regulation of transcription by RNA polymerase II. Gene Ontology annotation, molecular function: histone deacetylase activity. The transcript has 11 exons. The record is from RefSeq and is a predicted model, not a curated record. Gene Ontology annotation, cellular component: NuRD complex; nucleus.